GGCCACACGGCGUGUCGGAGUCCGUCGCGUGCUCUGCCCUCCGCCCGACCCGUAGCCAUGGCGCCGCGUCGCCGCCGGCCCCCUCGGGGCCGCGAGCCCGAGCCCCGCCCGGGGCCUACGGAGGGGAGCCCGGAGCGGCCGCAGGCAUCCAGUAAGAUCUUACCCGCCUUUCCGACGCCUGAUUACUCCUCUGACGUGGAGCCAGACACUAGAGAGAUGGUACGAGCACAGAACAAAAAGAAGAAGAAAUCUGGGGGCUUCCAGUCUAUGGGCUUGAGUUAUCCUGUAUUCAAAGGGGUCAUGAAGAAAGGCUACAAAGUGCCUACGCCAAUCCAGCGAAGGACCAUCCCUGUGAUCCUGGAUGGGAAAGACAUGGUGGCCAUGGCAAGGACUGGCAGUGGGAAGACGGCUUGUUUCCUCAUCCCCAUGUUUGAGAAGCUGAAGGCGCACAGUGCCCAGACGGGAGCACGAGCCCUCAUCCUCUCGCCAACCCGCGAGCUUGCCUUGCAGACUAUGAAAUUCACAAAGGAGCUGGGCAAGUUCACAGGCCUGAAGACUGCGUUGAUUCUGGGAGGAGAGAGGAUGGAAGACCAGUUUGCAGCUCUGCAUGAGAACCCCGAUAUAAUCAUUGGCACCCCGGGGCGCCUGAUGCACGUGGCUGUGGAAAUGAACCUGAAACUGCACAGUGUGGAGUACGUGGUGUUUGACGAAGCUGACAGGCUCUUUGAGAUGGGGUUUGCGGAGCAGCUGCAAGAGAUCAUCGCCCGGCUCCCCGAGAGCCGCCAGACCCUGCUUUUCUCUGCCACGCUCCCCAAACUGCUCGUGGAGUUUGCUCGGGCUGGUCUCACUGAGCCAGUCUUGAUCCGGUUGGACGUGGAGACCAAGCUCAGUGAGCAGCUCAAGCUGGCCUUCUUCCAUGUGCGCGCAGAUGACAAGCCGGCCGUGCUGCUGCACCUGCUGAGGAGCGUGGUGAGGCCGCAGGAUCAGACCGUCGUCUUCGUGGCCACCAAGCACCAUGCGGAGUACCUCAAGGAGUUGCUGACAGCGCAGGGCGUGAACUGCACCCAUAUCUACAGCUCCCUGGACCAGGCAGCCCGGAAAAUCAACAUCGCCAAGUUUGUGCACGGCCAGUGCGCAGUGCUGAUUGUUACCGACGUGGCUGCCCGCGGCAUUGAUAUCCCCAUGCUGGACAAUGUCAUCAACUACAGCUUCCCUGCCAAGCCCAAGCUGUUCCUGCACCGUGUCGGCCGCGUGGCCCGCGCUGGCCGCAGUGGCACCGCCUACUCCCUGGUGGCAUCGGAUGAGACCCCAUAUGUCUUUGACUUGCACCUGUUCCUGGGGCGCCCGCUCACCCUCGCCAGCCCCCACGAGAAACCCUCAGCCGGGGAUGGGGUGUUUGGCAGAGUCCCCCAGAGCGUCAUCGACGACGAGGAGUGUCUGCUGUUCACUGACCACGAGAGCUCGCUGGAUCUGCAGAGCCUGCGCAAGGUGUCGGAGAACGCGCACAAGCAGUACCUGAAGUCCCGUCCUGGCCCCUCGCCCGAGUCUGUCAAGAGGGUGAAGGAGCUGGACUUCUCCCUGCUGGGCAUCCACCCGCUCUUCAGUUCUUGCUUUGGGGAGGAUGAGCUGGAGAGACUGAAGUUCGUGGACAACAUUAAAACCUACAGAUCCAAAGCAACCAUCUUUGAGAUCAACGCCACCAACAAGACCCUGGCCAGCGAUGUGAUGCGAGCCAAGCGGAGCCGCGACCGCAGCCUCAUUGACAAGUACCAGAGGGGGCAGCAGGAGAGACGGGCUGGGGCUGCGCUGGGGGGCCAGGACCCAGCAGUCCCUGCCCCUGAGGAGGAGGAAGCAAACCUCCAGGAAGUGUUCUCCGCCGUGGUGGGCAGGAAGCGGAAGCGGCACCAGGUGGGAGAGGGCCUCAGGAAGAAACAGCGGCAUGAGGCACAGCGGGAUGAGGAGUUCUACAUUCCCUACCGGCCCAAGGACUUGGAGAGCGAGCGGGGGCUGAGCAUUGGCGGGGAGGGCAGCGCCUUUGAGCAGCAGGCUUCUGGCGCCAUGCUCGACCUCCUGGGAGACGAGACCCACAACAUGAGCAAGACCAAGCAGCUGCUCAAGUGGGACCGCAAGAAGAAGCGGUUCGUGGGGAAAACUGGCCAAGAGGACAAGAAGAAAAUCUGCACAGAGAGUGGCAGGUACAUCAGCGGCUCCUACAAGAACAACCUCUAUGAGAAGUGGAAGAAGAAAUACAAAGUUGAGGAGUGGGACUCCGAGGAGGAGGCGGGGAGCGAGCCGAGAGGCGGGGCGCACCGCAGGGGCAGAGGAGGCAAGCAGCUGGCGCCCGCCCCUGGGAAACACGGCUCCCAGCAGGGCAGGGUGCACUCGGAGCUGAAGAACAAGCAGCAGAUCUUAAAGCAGAGGAAGCGGGUGGCCAAGCAGAACUUUCUGCAGACGGGCGGCCUGAAGCGGCUGAAAGGCAAGAAGCGGCAGCGGGUGCAGGAGCUGCGCAGGAUGGCGUUCGGCCGGGGUGCUGCCAAGAAGGGGAAAAUGAGGAAAAGGAUGUAAAGAAUGGAGCGUGGGAGGGCAGCAGGCCUGGUCUGAGUGAAGGGCUGAUUCCCAGCCAUCUCCCCUUUCUGGGGGUGAGCUGCCCCAUGCACACUCUGCCCUGGGCGGGUGCCAUUAAAGGACAUUGGUUGGUUUUCAGUUUCUGUUGGAUGUUUGUCUCGAAUGCAGCUCAGGGGUGGGGGGAGAUGGCGGGAAUGCUGGCCAGGGAACAGAGCUGGGCAGGGGCAGGGCAGGCCUGGCUGCCUGUCCCUCUAGUCAGUACCUCCGGAAAGUUUCCAGCAGAAGCUGUUAUGGUUGCUGAAAGAUGGCCCUAGUCUGAACUGGUUUUCACCAAUUACUCACCUCUUCUCCCAAAGGAUGUUCCUGACAUUGCAUGAGGUGGCUUUUAAAAGCAGUUUCUGAUCAUCGCACCUUCCCUCCCCCUCCCCUGUGGACAGCAGCAAUGCUUGCUGCUCCCUGAUUUCAUUUGUUCCUGGAGAGCCCGCUCUCCAGGAAGUGUAAGCUAGACCAUGCAUGAAUUUGACCUCAAAGCCCCCUGUGCCGAAAGGUAACAGCAGCGAGGGGUUUUAGAGAAGAGCACUCACUUUCUGGGCCUAGCUUCAAAAUGGUAUUUAUGUAAUAAGAGCUAUAGAUCUCAGAGCGCAUUGCAAAGGAGGUCAGUAUUGUCCCCAUUUUACAGAUGGGGAAACUGAGGCACAGGGAGUGACUUGCCCAAAGUCACCCAGCAGGCCAGUGGCAGAGCUAGGACUAAAGCCCAGUCAGAGUCCCAAUCCUGUGCACUGUCUAAUCAUUCCUGUCCAGCUGUAUUCACCUGGUAAUUCUAUUUCUCUGCCUCUAGCCAGACAGAUCCUUAGUUUCAAGGCUUAGCUCCUUAUCCAGUUGCGGAUACUCCCCUGCCUCUUCAGUAUGUGACCAUUGGUGGGAGCAGUAAGUGUCCUCCAGGCUCCCUGUUGCCUGUGACACACCAUCCCCUCCCACCUAUGUCAGUUGUGGGGGAGGCAGCGCUCCCACAAAGAAAAGCCAAUGCUAGAGCAAGAGAUGAUUAGAAAAUCCAUCUUUUAAUAAAGAACCCCCAAAACUGUUGGUGAAAACCUGCACAUGUGCUUUCUACAGAGAAGUAUGGGGGUGUUUUUCUCCUCUGAUACCAGCUGUGCAAGGUCCUCCACUCUCGGCACAUAAAAAGAUGGAGGGAUGUCCCCAAAGGAAAAUGAGUAAAGGUGCAAUGGGCAGCCACACCAUGGCCAGUACAAACUGGGACAGUUAAAGAUACUUCUGCAAUCCAGUGUCGCCUAUAACAGUGCAGGUGGCAACAGGCAGCAUGUGCAGUCCCUGAGCCAGCCACCUGCAGUGAGAAAACAUCACUUGCUUGAGACUUUAGAUGCUUCCUGGGUCCCCUCAGCUGUUCUCUGCUGCUCAGGGCUGCGUGGCAGUAUGCAAAGUGGGGAAAUGGAGCAGAGUUUGACUUGUUUUUAAAAAGGGGCCUUACUUUUAUUUCAGCCUAAAUUGAACUAAGCUUUGUAUCAAAAGUCAAUGUAAAUAAUGGCCCACACUUUUACUCCAAUAAACAAUUUUUUCUAUUGUC
Molecule: messenger RNA, 4147 nt
Organism: Trachemys scripta elegans
Lineage: Eukaryota; Metazoa; Chordata; Testudines; Emydidae
Gene: DDX54
Product: DEAD-box helicase 54
Exons: 20
Coding region: 58-2565 (835 amino acids)
Cellular component (GO): nucleus
Molecular function (GO): RNA binding; RNA helicase activity; ATP binding
Source: RefSeq, a predicted model, not a curated record